AUGAAUAUAACUUCAAAAGAAUAUUUUAUUGCCCUUUUUUGCACAAUUUUUACUAUGGAUUUUAUUCUUGCCACACUUUUAUAUUUUGCUGGGUAUCCUGAUGCUAAUCACAGAAUUUGUUGUUCAAGCGAUGUUAUUUUGAAGUUAUUGGAUUGGGAUGGAAAUAAUGAUGAUCCGAUUCGAAUUGCUCAAAGAGCUGGUGACUAUUAUAGUUAUGUUUGGCUUAUUGUCACGAUAUGUAUAACCCUAGCUUACACGAUUAUUUUUAUUUGUACUUAUGUAAUGCGUAAAUUUGUUAAAAAGAAUUUUAAUUCAAAUUCAAAUAAACUUGGAGAGAUUAACCAACAAUUAACUUUAAAUAUGUUUAUUCAAUCAUUAUUGCCCCUUCUAGCAAUUAUUCCAGUUUGGUUUACUUUAAUAUUUUCAACUUUCAACACAAAACUUAUUGGAAAUUCUAAAGAUACAACGCUAAUUAUUUUUAUGAUGUUAAUUCGUUUACCAAUUCAUUGGAUAGCUGUUCUCAAUCCUUUAGUCACCGUUUUAACCGUUAAACAUUACAAAAAUGUCAUCCGAUCUGUUCUUCUCCAUAACCAAUCUUUAAUUUCAACCUCUCAAAAUACACAAAAUGUUAUUGUUGUUAAUAAAAUGAAUAGACAAUUAAAUAAUAACAAUAGCUCUACUAGAAUUGAUAAUAAUAGAGCUUUAAGUAUUGUUAAUAUUCAACAUCCUCAAGCAGUAUUACAAAAUUGA
This is a messenger RNA of Meloidogyne enterolobii, 750 nucleotides long. NCBI's taxonomy places the organism in Eukaryota, Metazoa, Nematoda, Chromadorea, Rhabditida, Meloidogynidae. The record is from the annotation of a GenBank genome assembly.